AGCGACGGCAGCCAGACGCCGCUGGACGUCUACGAUCCCGCCUCCUACAGACUGACGGGGACGUCCUCCGACCCGGCGGUGCUCGCGGUGCGGGGGAGCCCCCCGGUGGUGGCGGCGGCGGCGGAAGGCGAGGGAGGGGGCGCUGUCGUCAGACUGGAGAUGUCCAUCUGCGAAGCCUGCCAGAAGUCCAAACGGAGGACAACCGUCGCCGUCGGCAACGGCGGUCUGAGGGUGGAAUUCCAACGGUCGGGAUCGGACGGGGACGACGCCGGGGACGCCGUCGUCGGGGAGGACGAGAGCGGUUACUACGGAAACAACACGACCACGACUUCGACUUCGACCACGACCAUCGUCAGGACGCCGGGGACGAGCGGAUCCCUGGGAGGAGUCGGGAAAAUCCUGGACAUUCCCAGCAGCGGUAGAACCGGCAACCCGGGGGACACGGGGACGGAGGACAUGAGG
Messenger RNA from Cynoglossus semilaevis (tongue sole), 462 nucleotides. RefSeq names its product transmembrane protein 132C-like. Lineage: Eukaryota; Metazoa; Chordata; Actinopteri; Pleuronectiformes; Cynoglossidae. The annotation marks the transcript as partial. The record is from RefSeq and is a predicted model, not a curated record. The transcript has a single exon.